This is a messenger RNA of Anopheles arabiensis, 665 nucleotides long. RefSeq lists its product as uncharacterized. The transcript has 3 exons. NCBI's taxonomy places the organism in Eukaryota, Metazoa, Arthropoda, Insecta, Diptera, Culicidae. The coding region runs from base 86 to 532 and encodes 148 amino acids. The record is from RefSeq and is a predicted model, not a curated record.
AUCCCCAUCCAGAACAUUGCGGACGAACUACUUCAUGUACGGCAAGCACGGGUAGAACGCACACAUAGCGAGAACCUCCUCAACCAUGGUGCUGCAAAGAGUAGUGGAAGCGCUGCUGCUGCUGGGCCUUCUAGCCCUCACGCUUCCAGCGACGAUCAGUAGCGCUUACGAGCUGACGCUGGAAGGCGAGCUGGAAUCGGGCAUCAAGGAUUGGUCCUGCAAAUCGUACUGCAACAACUGCAAUUGUACGGCCGAGUUCAUCCCGGACGAGAACCUGUGUCUGUGCUACUGUCCCAACCCGACGGAAAAACCGACCUGUUUCCAGUUCGUGCGUGAAACGAACAACAUACUCGGCAUCGAGUACGAUCUGCAGGUGCGGGAUGCGGCCCGCAGUGUCAUUGGAGUGCAGCGAAGCAAACGUGACACCCCGAGAAUGCAGCGAAAGGCUAGAAGGAAGGAGCGCAUGGACAGACGUAGAGAAAUGCGGAAAGAGAGGAAAAUGAACCGAGGUGUGGUGGCCCCCGCUGCUUAGAAAUCGUCAUCCAUCGUAAGACCAUCAAACUGGUCAUACAUAAGUGUAAAAAUAAAUAUUUUAAUUACUAUACCAAUAAACGUUAUGCUCCUGGAUAUAUUACACAUAUGCCAAGAAUGAAUCUGGAAGUUUA